AGGAGGGAGGGGAGCCGCUUCAGUCAUGUGCUCGGCCGGUACCUUCCUCUGCUGGGUUGCAUAAGCAGCGACUGCAGGAGAGAGCGUGGAUGCUGCAGAGACCCGGUGGUAGACAUCAGCUGCGUCUGUCAUGCUGGUCACAUGGUGGUGGCUGUACCUCACAGCUCGGGACGUUGUGCUACAGUGCAAGUAUCUCUCAUCCUGUGUAUGUCUGCUCAAGCCCUGAGAAUGGCCUCCGUCCUGCAGAAGCUGAUCACUCCUCUGUUGACGGGACCGCCGGAGCCCCCCAGGAACAAAGUGACGGUGGUGGGUGUGGGGCAGGUGGGGAUGGCCUGCGCUCUCAGCAUCCUGCUCAGGGAACUGGCUGAUGAGCUGGCUCUGGUGGACGUGAUGGAGGACAAGCUGAAGGGAGAGAUGAUGGACCUGCAACAUGGAAGCCUCUUCCUCAAGACCCCCAAAAUCGUGGCGGACAAAGACUACUCUGUGACGGCAAACUCCCGGAUCGUGGUGGUGACGGCCGGCGUCCGUCAGCAGGAGGGAGAGAGUCGGCUCAACCUGGUGCAAAGAAACGUCAACAUCUUCAAACACAUCAUCCCUCAGAUAGUCAGAUACAGUCCGGACUGCAUCAUCGUGGUGGUGUCCAACCCUGUUGACGUGCUCACCUAUGUCACCUGGAAGCUGAGCGGCCUCCCCCAACACAGAGUCAUCGGCAGCGGCACCAACUUGGAUUCCGCUCGCUUCCGGUUCCUGAUCGCAGACAAGCUGGGCAUUCAUCCCAGCAGCUUCAACGGCUGGAUCCUGGGGGAGCACGGAGACACCAGUGUUCCUGUGUGGAGCGGCACCAAUGUGGCAGGAGUCAGUCUCCAGACCCUCAACCCAGAGAUCGGCACCGACUCUGAUGCAGAGAACUGGAAGGAGACCCACAGGAUGGUGGUGGACAGCGCCUACGAGGUGAUCAGACUGAAGGGCUACACCAACUGGGCCAUCGGUCUCAGUGUCGCUGAUCUGACCGAGAGUCUCAUGAAGAACAUGAACAGGAUUCACCCAGUCUCCACCAUGGUGCAGGGAAUGUACGGCAUCAGUGAGCAGGUCUACCUGAGUCUGCCGUGUGUGCUGAACAGCGGAGGUGUGGCCAGUGUGGUCAACAUGACGCUGACGGAGGACGAGGUGUCUCAGCUGCAGGCCAGCGCCGGGACACUUUGGGAGAUCCAGAAGGACCUGCAGGACGUCUGAGGCAACCACCCACCUCACAGCUGAACCUCACUCUAGAAUUAGAGCUCUUGCCACUGAAUGUAUUAUUCAGAGGACGGCAGGCUGAGAUGCUGCUGUGACCUUUGACCCUGACCAUAUAGAAGUGGGAGCCUCCCGUCAUGGAGAGCAAGGAUGAGUGCAGUCGGACUGUAUCAGUGCACAAUAAAGAGU
Molecule: messenger RNA, 1422 nt
Organism: Synchiropus splendidus (mandarinfish)
Lineage: Eukaryota; Metazoa; Chordata; Actinopteri; Syngnathiformes; Callionymidae
Gene: ldhbb
Product: lactate dehydrogenase Bb
Exons: 8
Coding region: 142-1233 (363 amino acids)
Biological process (GO): carboxylic acid metabolic process
Cellular component (GO): cytoplasm
Molecular function (GO): L-lactate dehydrogenase (NAD+) activity
Source: RefSeq, a predicted model, not a curated record